Molecule: messenger RNA, 1141 nt
Organism: Cervus elaphus (red deer)
Lineage: Eukaryota; Metazoa; Chordata; Mammalia; Artiodactyla; Cervidae
Gene: TPGS1
Product: tubulin polyglutamylase complex subunit 1
Exons: 2
Coding region: 32-904 (290 amino acids)
Biological process (GO): protein polyglutamylation
Molecular function (GO): microtubule binding
Source: RefSeq, a predicted model, not a curated record
AGCGCUUCCGGUCCCUCUGCCCUCAGCGAAGAUGGCGGCAGUGGAGAAACGGCGGCAGGUGGUGGCACAGGCAACUAGUUUCACAGACAGCGGCCGGCCGGGGGUGUCCCGAGCGGCGGCGACGACCGAGAGUGAAGAGGACUUCCUGCGACAGGUCGGCGUGACGGAGAUGCUACGCGCGGCCCUGCUAAAGGUGUUGGAGGCGCGACCGGAGGAGCCCAUCGCCUUUCUGGCGCACUACUUCGAGAACAUGGGCCUGCGGUCUCCUGUAAACGGUGGCGCCGGGGAGCCUCCGGGCCAGCUCCUGCUGCAGCAGCAGCGCCUGGGCCGCGCACUGUGGCAUCUUCGCCUGGCUCACCACUCCCAGAGGACGGCCUUCAACAACAACGUCGGCGUGGCCUAUGAGUGCCUGAGCGCCAGCGGGCGCAAGAAGAAGCCGGGGCUGGACGGGCGCACGUAUAGCGAGCUGCUGAAGCGCAUCUGCCGCGACGGAGAGGCCCCCGAGGAGGUGGUGGCGCCACUGCUGCGCAAGAUCCAGUGCCGGGACCACGAGGCAGUGCCGCUGGCCGUGUUCCGCGCGGGGAUGCUCACCUGCUUCGUGCUGCUGGAAUUCGUGGCACGCGCGGGCGCCCUCUACCGGCUGCUGGAGGACCCGGGCCUGGCCGUGGCCGACCGCCGCUUGGGCCAGGCAGUGCUGGACACGCUGGAGGGGGCCCUGCAGGCCAGCGACGACACCGCGCCCGCGCGCUACCUGGAGGCGGGCUCGCGCCUGGGGCCCGACAGCCUGGCGCUGGCUAUGGACCGCGCGCUGGUGGCCCGGCGACCCAGCGCCCCCAUGACCCGGGAGGAGUUCCUGGAGAAGGCCGCCGCCCUCUUCAUCGCUAAGGUCAAGCCCGUGGGCUGAGCCCCGCCCUCCGCCACCGCCUCCUCCGCCUGGGCAUACAGGGCCCUCAGGGCCUGCUCACCUGCUUCUGGGCGGAGCACUUCUGGAGGCCAGGACUGGGGUGUCCCUGCAUGCCAGCUUCCCACCUGGAAUGAUGCCUCAGCCCCCUUCAGCGGGGGAGGGGGCGUGGGUCCCUCCCCGCACAUUCACCAAGGUUCGCCUCUCCUGAGCAGAAAUAAAGUCUGUUCCCCAGGCUGA